Molecule: messenger RNA, 1729 nt
Organism: Ectocarpus sp. CCAP 1310/34
Lineage: Eukaryota; Phaeophyceae; Ectocarpales; Ectocarpaceae
Source: the annotation of a GenBank genome assembly
CAUCUCAUCACCCAGCCAAGCCCGAAGUAGGAUUACAGCAUCGUUCUUCUUUUCCUCUGUGCAGGACCAUGCGGUUGCUCUCGUGUUUACUCCUAGGACGGCUCGUCAGCUUGGCGGUCGGCUUCAGCCUCGGACCUGGCAUGGGGAGCGGGCGAAGCAUCACGGCUGGAAAUCGACACACGCGACAUUUCUUUUGUUGCGACGGGAAACAUGUACUGACCACACGCAUGAGCUCGAUGAGCACGCCUGCUGAUGUCGACGAGAUUACUCUCAUCAAGAAUUCUCUGCUCCAGGUAGCGGCGAUGACUGAGCGAGGGAAGUUGGCGACGGAUGCCCAGCAGAACGACAUGGACCUCUUGCUGGAGCGCCUGGAAGAGUUGAAGGCGGAGGAGCUGCUCGAACCGUACAAGGACGAGAACAUGGUGGGGACCUGGACGCUCGUCUACUCGUCUUCGCAGGCGUUCCGCUCCAGCCCGUUCUUUGCAACGUUCCAGGCGCUGAUCGGCAAGCAGGGCGUCGCCGAGAGAGUCUUUUCCUUCACCGACGCCUUCCCCAACGCCAAGAUUGGUCAGGCGAGGCAGAUCGUGAACGAGGACUGCACCGAGCUCCUGUCGCGGGUGGAGAUGUCGGUCUGGCCUCACAGAUGGAUAUCGGGCGUAGUGGAGACGCGGUCCAAGAUCGUGAACGACGACAUCGGCGACCGAUUGGAGAUUAUCGUCGACGACACCAGGGUUAGCGAUUCCAUUCUGGGCAAGAUCAGCCCCCGUCUCGAGGAGGUGCGAGUGCCGGUUGACCAGCUCUCGGAGAGACUAUUCGACCGCAUUCCGCGCAUCACGCUGGACACGGUUUUCCUUGAUCAAGAUCUACGCGUGUCUCGCCUCCCGGAUAGAAAUUUCCUGAUUUACGUCAAGGACUACUGACGAGACCGAGUGUAAUUAUUUGAACGGCGGGAGGUUGUAGGUGGAUGCGGCGGAGGAAAGUGAUGGGACGGGCGGUGAACAACGGCGAAGGGGGAUCUGAUCAUUUUGACCCUAAACUUACCGGGCAUAGAACAACGCGCCUUGUUCUUGGGGUGGGUUGUGUUGUAGAGAGUUUAUGUGGCACUCACGCAAGAGACCCCGUGAUGAUCGGCUCAUUGAUUUGUUGGACGCGAGAUUUGUGUAUAGGAACCAAAUUGAAAUGCUUGUUCGUUUUGUGUACUGUUUCAUGCGUUUUUGAACCAAUUGGAAUGAUUGGCUUGUUCGUUUCAGCGUUCUUGUGUCCGCGAGCGACAUUAGAGAAAAGAGUUCCAAAUCGGCACGAUUGGUAUGUCUGCACGAUGGUUGGGGUUUCUCGGCAUGCCUUCUUGCCGAAUCCGGUCGUGAACGAGACUGUGAGAGAGAGUGGUUCACGGUUGAGAGAAUGAAACCCCUACGUUUCUCUGCAACUGCGACUAGAUGUGGUACACACGUGGGUUGGGAUUUGCUUGUCUCUUCAGCUGCCUGAAAGUCGGCCGUGUUCGGCGCCACGGACGGUAGUGAUCCAUCGUCAACACUCCUACACGACGUGUCUAGAAACGCAUGAAUCGACGUGGGUUCCAAAAGGAUAGUAGGAACUCGCCUUACCUCUUCAAUAUUGCUUUGCCAACAUAACCCUUCGAAGUAUCUCUUAGCAAGGGUAUUACUUGACCUCCGCUGCUACUAACGUCUGGGGUAGGCAUCACGCCGACCAAGUUCAAUUUAUGCUGAUU